AUGGCAAUUCGACAUUUCAGGCGAAGAGAUGUUCCCGAGAAAGUAGUAAGCUCUUCAAGCGAAUUAAGCGAGUCUUCGGAUGAUGAGCACCGCGAUGAGCAUGUCGAUGAGCUUGUCGAUGAGCAUGAUGAUGUUGAACAUGGAAAUGGCUCCUGUGAGAAACCAGUGGAUGAAAAGAGAACUGAAGUUGGACCAGCUUCAUUCCAGUCUCAAGACAAUCAAAAACCAGCGUCAUCAGUUGUCCCAAUCGGUUCAGGCACCAAAUUUGCGGUGAGAAAAGACAUUAUUCCAGAGAAAACGCAAAGCCCAAAGGUCAAUGCGUCUGACGACGAAGAUGCGGAGGAAAGCGAUGAAACUGAAGAGUCGUCAUCCAGUGAUGACGAUUACGUGCUUCACAAGCCCGUUUUUUUGAAACGGACUUCAAAACCAAUCAACAAUGCAUUUACAGAUUCUCAAGCAUCGGGCAUCAACAAGGAAGCUCUCCUGACCAACAUCAAGGAGGACAACAAGAGAGCCGAGAAGAACGAAGAACUGGCCUUAUUGGGAAAAAAUAACCAGACCUUAAAUCAAGAUUUACUGGCAAACAUUCUGGCUCUCGAUGACGAUGACAGUCACGAACCAGAGAAAGAGCACAUGCUAUGGGAAGAAAGACAGCAACAACGAGCGCUGAGAUUACGCAGACUCUUGGAAAAGAAACAGGCGGAGCUUGAGGAUUACGAAAGUGCCAAAAUGGCCAAUGCCUCUGCUUUGAACUCUGAUACUCUGGAAUCGGUUAAGCAACCGACAGAACGUGCCCUAAAGACACAUUCUGCUACACCCAGUGCAUCCCACAGCGACAUUGGCAAGCGAAAACCCGAUUCCAAGCGACAUACUGCCAAUAAAGCACGGAAAUACAAUCCGCAGUCUUUGAGCAAGGCAGAUACAAAGUUACAGUCAGAACAAAGUCGCACACAAGCUCAGGAUGAACAGAAUGAAUACUCAGUGAUUUGA
Molecule: messenger RNA, 990 nt
Organism: Lachancea sp. 'fantastica'
Lineage: Eukaryota; Fungi; Ascomycota; Saccharomycetes; Saccharomycetales; Saccharomycetaceae
Source: the annotation of a GenBank genome assembly